AUGGCCAUGUUUCCGCACUCAAAACUCUUUCUCGGGUCAGAAAAGGCUGUGGUGAUAUCAGGACCACAUAUCCAAGUACUCAGUUCCAAAACAGGAGAAACUUUAUGCUCAACCACUACUCUUGAGGAUAAUGCUAAGGAGGCUCUACUCAAGGCUGGGCCUAUUCGUUGCGCCGCUGUUGACGAAGGGUUCGUUCGCGUUGUUACAUCGGGGGAUGACAAGAAGAUGAAGGUUUGGCAAAUCGAGGGAUUGAAGCUGUUGAGCGAGAGAGAGCUCCCCAAAAAGCCAACACAUAUUGCGUUCACGCGCAAUGGUCAAACCAUCCUCGUCUCAGAUAAAUUUGGAGAUGUAGUCAGUUACCCACUCACCCCUGAUCCCACAUCCAAAUCCGACUCCGCUUUGGCUACGGAACGCGAUACUGCGUCUCACGAAAAUUCCUCCGGCGGAACUCUCGUCCUGGGCCACACUUCCCUGCUCACUUCAUUCCUCCUCUCCGUCGAUGAAAAGUACAUCCUCACAGCGGACAGGGACGAGCAUAUACGCGUCAGCUGGUAUCCUCAGGGUUACUGCAUCGAAUCUUACUGCCUGGGCCACAAAAAAUUCGUCUCUGCCAUCCAUAUACCGAAGUCUUCGCCUAAUGUUUUAAUAUCAGGUGGUGGAGAUCCCGUUCUUAAAGUAUGGGAUUGGAUGACGGGCCGACUGUUCUUCAAUAUUCCCGUCGGCGAAGUCGUCGAACCGUACAUCAAAGUGCGAGCCAAGAAGCGCAAAUGGGGAGACGACGAGGACGGCGAGGGUGGAGGAGAGCAGCAGUGCAGGGGGAAGAAAGUGCAUGGAAGGAAAGGAAGGAAAAAGAACCAAAAGAAUAUAACAGAAGCGACAGAGCAAAGCGUAGCCGAGGAGAAGGAGGAGACGCCAGAUGUAGGCGAAAUUCCUGGAGAAUUAGGUGAAGAGACAGAAGUUUUGGAGUCUAAGGAACAGGGUGAAGGAGCAGGAGAAGUGAUUGACCCCGUGCUGGUCAUUAAUAGGAUCGAAACGCUACGGACUGGAGAGACAAAAACGAUUGUGUUUAGUGCCGUUGGUGCCACGGCCCUGUUCUGGUGUUCGUUCCCUGAUGUGGCCAGUUCACCCCCUUCAAGUGUAGCACCACAAAUCUUCGCCCACAAUUUUGGAAAGCCCGUCGUCGACUUCGCGCUCGAUUCGCUAUCGGCAGAUCGCAUAUGGGUCCUACUUGAUGCUCAUUGGCAGCCCCAUUCAACUAUUUCUGCACCUACAGAGCCUCCCAGCUCCUCUGAUGCUGUGAAACUCGUUCAACUCAGUUCAAGUUCGAUCACUGAGCUCGACGCUGCCUCGUCCCCUCUUCUCCCCUCGCUCAAUACAUCCUGCAUCCUCCCAUCUACCCCGGAAGACCUGGCAACGUUAGAUCUGUACGCCCUCCUAUCGAGCAUGCCCAAAAACGUCGAGGUCCAGCACAAUCCAAUGAACCGCGAUGGCAGCUCGAGCGCUGGCGGUGGCCAGACUGGAGGCAAGAAGCUGAACGCCAAGCAGAUGGCAAAAGCCAUGACAAGAAAGGCUAUAUUGCAAAAGACGCACGGACAUCCUCAUGGGAAAGGCGGCGAGCUGGAGGGUAGCGAGGUUGGGGAUUUGGAGGGGAGAGAGAGCAAGAAGCCGAAGAGUGAUGCGGGUGGGGUGGAUGCGGAUGGUGCGGAGGAUGUGACUAUGGACGAGCCAUAG
Molecule: messenger RNA, 1731 nt
Organism: Stereum hirsutum FP-91666 SS1
Lineage: Eukaryota; Fungi; Basidiomycota; Agaricomycetes; Russulales; Stereaceae
Product: WD40 repeat-like protein
Exons: 8
Coding region: 1-1731 (576 amino acids)
Biological process (GO): RNA (guanine-N7)-methylation
Cellular component (GO): nucleus; cytosol; tRNA methyltransferase complex
Molecular function (GO): tRNA (guanine(46)-N7)-methyltransferase activity; protein binding
Source: RefSeq, a predicted model, not a curated record